This is a messenger RNA of Fusarium verticillioides 7600, 1885 nucleotides long. RefSeq lists its product as hypothetical. The record is from RefSeq and is a predicted model, not a curated record. Bases 286 to 474 code for a protein of 62 amino acids. NCBI's taxonomy places the organism in Eukaryota, Fungi, Ascomycota, Sordariomycetes, Hypocreales, Nectriaceae. The transcript is spliced from 2 exons.
CGGUCAUUUGCGACAUUCGAUCUGGCACUUGGUUCAACGUUAAUCUGGUAGUGAGGAAGGAUCUGCCUCGAGCCAAACAGGGUACAUUACAGACUGACAUUUCCUAGGUACUACCUAUAGUACCUAGGAUACCUCCACUAGGUAAGGUAUGCAAGUGAGGGUUGCUCUUCCUGCUCAUGCUGCGCGCACAAGCUUCCUGUGCCUGACUCAAACCCAGUAAGUAAAGCAAUGAUCUGUAUCUUUAAGCAAGUCCCAUAGGGAAUAUUUAUCCUCCAUUAACAUACAAUGAUCGACAGAAACGUCUGCGGUACGGAGUACAUAUUGUACUUUACAUCGCCCUGCCCCUUGUCCCUCCUUCUUGAACCUAUAACCAUGUCCGCGUACCUCAACCAGUGCCGAGGGCAAGGCGAGGCGGAACCAUCCACCAACCCAGCAUCGGCAGCCACUGAUGUUAGCUGCAGGUGCACUAUCUAAUGUCACCCAUGUCGGUCUGUCAGGGCUGUCUUGGGGGGCCUGGGGAGCCGGAGCGUACUAAUGGGGGAGGUCGACUGGCAAAUGUGGUCUCUGGGGAUAACUUCCUCUCCUCUCUUCUUUAGAAGUUGACAUUCGGUAGCGCUUGAUCUCACCAGCGGAGGCACUCACUCACUCUCAGCCAUUCUUUCUAACUAUCUGUAUUGAGUGAGUGUGUGAGUGUGUGAGUGUGCGUAUGUGUGUCCACAGCGCGCAACACGGGAGCCAAUCUUGAAGCUGUAGGGACUAUACCCAUCGCCGUCAACUUGGCGCCGAUCCCGCUGGUCGAGCAAGGUUUGCAUGGGAAAAUUACCGUACUGUACCCCAAGUGGUCGAAUCUACAGGGAUCCUUGAGCCAAUCACCCGGGAAGGACAAUUCCCGACGAUACGAUAACCCAUGUCUUUUAAUGGCGGGUUUAGGGGGUCGAUGGGAGAUCGCUCACAAUUUCUUUUCUUCUCUUCUCCAACCAUAAUGACGUGCCGGGCCGGGUAUGGCCAGUCCGAAUAGCUUCGGGGAGUGUUUCUGAGCUCAACCGUGAAGGGUUCACUUGGUUCUUCUUUCCAGUGCAGAAUGACGGGCCAAUCAGUCAUCUGUCUCAAACACGUACCUCGGCGUUGCACUUAUGCAAACUCGCAUUUCUUGUGCAGCAUCUCGGGCAGUGGAACCAAUGUUUCUAUUUUCUGCUGAUUCCGUGUGGAUGGUACGAAAUCUCAAGGUCGUUCCGCCCUCAUGCAUGUAACGCAGCGCAACACAACGCUGGCAACACAACGUAACUAUCGCAGGCGCAGUUGAACGUCAACCGGCGUCGUCGUAGGCUCAACGGUCACAGACAAGGGCGAGGGGCUAAAGUAGAUUUUAGUUAGUCAAGAUGGAGGCGUGCACAACGGGUACAUCGUUGUAGUGCACUCUUGUUCCAGAGGAUACGAAGAGCCACUGAUUGGGUCAGAAGCCAGCUGACGAUUCCCAGGUCUUGGAAAUAACAUGCAUGGAAGAACAAUAAGGUAGUAGGGGUUCCAGGCGCUGGAUGGAAUUAUUGACCUCUGAGCUCCAUCGGCCAACCAUGACGAAGAGCACCAAUUCCACAGCAAUCAAACCGAAAGAUUGUUGGCAAGCUGCUCAGCCCAAGCAGAUAAACUUAUGUUCCAGGGGACCAUGACGAUUGACUGGGUGGUGGGUGUACAGGGUAGUAGUGUCACCGAUGAGGCGGGCUGCCCGUUUAGCUGAGAGUUGGAGUAGGGUUCUUGGUGGGCAGCCGAUGACAUUCGUGGUGGCUCACAUGAAACCUAGACGUAGCGACCCAUCAAUGACGACUACUUGUACAUACAUACAUACGAACUGCAAGAGGAGUGAAUGCACUGCGAAAGUAAAACUCCA